Molecule: messenger RNA, 1243 nt
Organism: Coffea eugenioides
Lineage: Eukaryota; Viridiplantae; Streptophyta; Magnoliopsida; Gentianales; Rubiaceae
Product: ELMO domain-containing protein A
Exons: 10
Coding region: 24-893 (289 amino acids)
Source: RefSeq, a predicted model, not a curated record
UGAUUCACCAACUUUUGUCUCUGAUGAGAUUAAGGCGUAGGCAUUACAUACCUUCUUGUGCAUCUCACCGUAGAGUUGACGAAGAUGAAAUUUAUUGGGAUGCAAAGAAGCAGGAUGAAGAAUCAGCAUUGUCACCUAAUUCUCCUCGUGCAAUAUCACAAUUAGCUCAGUGCUUCACUAAUGCUAUGGUUGGUCCACGAGCAUGGAUAGGAGGAAUUUUUAGUCGAUCAACCAAUAGAAGGUUUGGAAGUGGCAGAUUUUUUUAUUAUAAUUUUAGUCCUCAUCAGGAAGAGAGUCUUCGAAACCUUCAGGAACGGAUUGGAGUACCUUUUGAUGAGACUUGCUUCAAUCAUCAGCAAGCUCUCCGUGCUUUGUGGGACUUAUCAUUUCCCAACGUUAAGCUCAAAGGCUUAAUCUCUGAUCAGUGGAAGGAUAUGGGGUGGCAAGGAGUGAACCCAGCUACAGACUUCAGGGGUUGUGGUUUCAUUUCGCUCGAGAAUUUAUUGUUUUUCGGAAGAACUUAUCCGGCUUCUUUUCAUAGGUUGCUAUUCAAGCAAACUGGAGAACGUGCUAAGUGGGAAUACCCAUUUGCUGUUGCUGGAAUUAAUGUAUCAUUUAUGCUGAUCCAAAUGUUGGAUUUAUACUCAGCAAAACCUAAGUGCCUUCCAGGAGUCAAUUUCAUCAAAAUGUUGGGAGAAGAUAAAGAGGCAUUUGAUAUACUAUAUUGUAUAGCAUUUGCAAUGAUGGAUGCGCAAUGGCUUGCAAUGCAUGCUUCGUAUAUGGACUUCAAUGAGGUUUUACGAGUAACCAGGAUACAAUUGGAAAGAGAAUUGUCUUUAGAAGAUGUGCAUAAGAUACAAGAUCUGCCAGCUUUCAACCUAUUGUUCCACUAGUUCUUCUGCUUACCACUUUCCUCUUAAACCAACAAAUUACUGCUCUAUUAGUGUACCGUUAGCUCAGCAAAUGGAGGUCCAAAGCAAAUGAACCAUUCAGGAGGGUAAUUUCCACGAUGUAGACCAUAUGUAGAGAAGGGUAUUUGUCUUGGAUAUCUAUGUGUAAAUUGUACUUAUGCCAAUUCAGGUGGUUGUAUGGAAAAAGUUUUGCUCAGAAGACCAUUGCCUAUCUUGCACUUCAUCUUAUUACUAUUUGUGGGGCAGAUGCUGCUCAAAGAAAUGACUAACCAGAAGCUAAUUAUGCCUUUCUAAUUAGACUCUUCAGUGAUUUUCUUUUCAUUUGAUUCUUA